AUGGCUCGAGGACAGCAGAAGAUCCAGUCCCAGCAAAAGAACGCCGAAAGACAGGCCAAACUCAAGAAGCAAAAAGGAAGUGACCAAAAGGCUGCUGCUGCGAAAGCUCUCAAAUUCCUCUGCGCCGUGUGCAAGACCCAGAUGGGCGACCCAAAGACAUACAAGCAGCAUUUUGAGUCGAAACACUCGAAGUUGCCAAUUCCAGCAGACUUGGCCCAGUGCAUCGCCGAAGGCAAAUGCUAG
This is a messenger RNA of Oikopleura dioica, 243 nucleotides long. Lineage: Eukaryota; Metazoa; Chordata; Appendicularia; Copelata; Oikopleuridae. The record is from the annotation of a GenBank genome assembly.